AUGGCACAGCCUGCUUCAGAUGAGGCUUCCUCAUCCCAGGCCGCGAUGCCGGGGUCCAAGAAUGGCGGUUCCCAGCCUGCGUCACGGGCUGCCACGCCUGCCGCCAGAAUAUCGCCAGCGGUGGUGUCCAACUCAUUCCAAGCCAUCAAUCAUCAACGCGUUCCCGAAAAUGGUCGUGUUGGCAGUCCCGCGACCAACUUACAGCGCGAAACCCCAUCUGACCUGACACCACCGGCCCGCGAGUCUGCGGUGGCACAGGACGCUCCACAAACAGCAGAAACUUCUGCAAUUGCAUCGACCUCGCAGUCUGCUACGAAAAUGUCUUCGCAGGUUGAUGGUUCGGACGCCACCAUGGACGCAACUUACGGCACACGGUCACGAAAUCGUACCAAUAAUCGACCAAAUUAUGCCGAGGACCAGGAAAUGGAUUUCGAAAUGUCAUCGGCUGGAAAGAAGAAGGCGGCCGAGCCCUCCUCUAAUGGCGUCCCGGAGCCGCAGUCUUCUUCGCACGCGACUGCUGGGAGUAGUAACAAAGCCCCAGCUACGGGCGCCAAAGAUGCGACUCCCUCGACGUCUAGCGGCGCGACUUCAGCCCCGUCUAGGAAGCGGAAGGCAGCCGCUGCUCCCACAUCAGCGCUGCAAACGCCCGCAGUAUCUUCCACGCCACCUCCAUCUGCGUUGCGAAAGGGCAUGCCUUUGUCAGCGUCGGCGAAUGCGGCAGCAUCSGCUACCGCGAGAGAGACUAACAUCAUGACUUUUGGGAAAAGCAGAAGCUGUCUCAACAAAAAGGCCGAACUCGUGGCUGACGACGGAACAAAACUGGGCGUCAACGAUCACGUGUACCUUGUUUGCGAACCACCAGGCGAGCCAUAUUAUCUUUGCCGAAUUAUGGAAUUCCUACACGUCGAUACCGAUAACCCCAAUUCGCCUGUUGAUUCGAUACGCGUAAACUGGUAUUACCGCCCUCGCGAUGUACAACGAUUCAGCACCGAUACGCGGUUGGUGUUUGGUACGAUGCACUCCGAUAUGUGCCCACUCACGUCGUUGCGUGGAAAAUGCACCAUCAAGCACCGCUCCGAGAUUGAGGAUUUGGAAGCCUAUCGCAAAGAACGCGACUCGUUCUUCUUCGUGCAAGUUUUCGAUCGUUUCAUCAGACGAUCGUACGAAUGCAUUCCUGUGCAGCAAAUUAUCAACGUCCCGGAAAAGGUCAAAAAGGCACUGGACGAGCGAUGGAAGUUUGUUGUUGUUGAGAUUGGCCGAGUUAAAGAGCUGACCAGUGCUGCCAAAACAUGUAAACGCUGUGCGAGGUAUUGUGCGUCCACCGACUCUGUGGACUGUGCAAUUUGUAAGAAUGCAUAUCACAUGAACUGUGUUCAGCCGCCGCUCCCCAAGAAGCCAUCGCGUGGGUUUGCAUGGGCUUGUGGGCCUUGCAGUCGAGCUUCGGAGAAGAAAUUGGACCACAGUACACCUACCGGAACGGAAGUGGACGACGACGAGCCUGUGGAGGAGGAAGAAGUGCCCACAGGCUCUAAUGACACCACUCGAGCACCUAGCCCGAGCGGGUCUGAUAUGGUCAUCGACGAUCAUCCCGCAACUCAAGCCGAGAUUGCUCUGGCGAAAAUGUGGCCGAUGAGAUAUCUGGGAAUUCAUGCUCGGGUGGAAGACGCUCUACAGUACGAUGACCGUGCCAUCUAUCCUCGAGCCAGCUCACGUCUCGGCCCACGCCAUCAAGCCAACGUCAACAUGUGGCAUGGUCAACCCGUGGAGCUAGUCAAGCCUGCGGACAUCAAGAAACGCUACAACAAGGGCAAUGCGCAGAAGAAGGAAGGCAAACUGACCAAGGAGACUCUUGCGAUUAUGGAGGCCGAUAGGGAGGAAAAGGCCAAGCGUCCCAGAUGGGUCCAGGACGAGCCGGCCGGGUAUGUUGCUCGUGGUGAAGACUACGACGCGAAAGACCCGCGCUGCACCGCUCGACUCAUGUUCAAAAUGCCUCCGAUUGACGAGCAAGCCGAGGGCAGCGCUGCAGCCCAGGCGGCAUCUAAGAACGUUGAGUUGGUAGACAACUACAUACAACGAGCGAAGGCUUGCGCUAGGGGUAUCGGCGUUCCUCCUUUCGGGACCAAUUUUCUGGACAAAGCGCUCGAGCUUUAUACUGCGAAUAACUUCAACCAAGAUGCUGCGUUGAAGCAGCUGCAAAAGGUUGACCGGGUCAAGGACUUGCAUGAGCCAGUGCUGAGCAAGCCCGAUCUUGUCAAGUUUGAGGACGGUGUGGCCAAAUUUGGCUCCGAGCAUCGUCUCGUGCGAUUGCACAUGAAGACGCAGCUGUCAAACUCGGACAUUGUGCGAUUCUAUUAUUUGUGGAAGAAGACACCCAAGGGCCGAGAGAUUUGGGGCAACUACGGAGGUCGAAAGAAGCGCAAGGUUGAGAACGAUUCCGGAGCAAAAUUGCAGGCCGAGGUUGCACAUGAUGUGGAUGAUUCGGCUUUCGACAACGAUAAAGCGAUGAGAAAGCAUCGGGGCUUUCAGUGCAAAUUCUGCCACACUACGCACUCGAGACAAUGGCGAAGAGCUCCAGGCGUGUCUCCUGGACAGACGGCUUCGUCGGCUGAUGCGGCGCCCAAAGGCGGCAGCAAGGAUCACAAAGGCCACAGACCACUUCUAGCCCUCUGUCUGCGGUGCUGCGGUUUGUGGCGCAAGUACGCCAUCCAAUGGGAGGAACUUGACGAGGCCUCCAAGAAAAUGGCAGCCGCCGGCGGUCGCGGCCUGAAGAGGAAGUUCGAUGAGGAGCUCCUACGCGAGAUCGUUGCGGACUACGAGGCCCCCAAAUUACCAGUGCACGAGCCUGCUGUACAGUCUAUUGAAAGUGGGGAACCGCCUAAGAAGAAGUCCAAGGUCCAAGACGCCCAGGCGACCAUGGAGGCACAAAAGAAGAAGGAGAAGCCCCCACCGCCGCCUAAAGAGCCCACUCCUCCGCCACCCCCAAUCAUUCCUGCUCAGCCUAAUUGGAAGAAGCUUCCGUGCGCCAUCUGCAAGGGCUUCGAGGACACCGUCGCCUGCGCGCAUUGUAAGCUAACAGUGCACCGACGCUGCUUCGGCAUCGGCGAGAACGAGGGCGUGAGGGCGGAUGGUGGGGUCAAAUGGGUGUGCGAGCAGUGCCAGAAUGAUCGCAAUCCUACGGUGUCGACCGACUACUCGUGCUGUCUUUGCCUGACCGAGGAGACGUUGUGUGAUCUGGUGGAGCCGCCCAAGGUUUCCCACAAGAAGAAGACUGAUCGCGAGCGAGAAAAGGAGCGCCUGGAAAAGGAGCUUGCUGACAACAUGCGCCUGGAAUAUCGCAACAAGCAGUUAAACAUGAACCGCGCUUUACUGCCACGCGAACCGCUCAAGCGAACUACUGGCAAUAAUUGGGUCCACGUCUACUGCGCGGUUUGGGCACCAGAGAUACGUUUCAGUAAUUGGAAAACGAUGGAAGUCGCAGAGGGCGUUCAGCUUAUACCCCAGCAGCGGUUCGAAGCCGUAUGCAAGCUCUGCAAGAACAAGGAUCAUCAGAAUCGCGUGCGCGAGAACGCUGGUGCUUGUCUAAACUGUUUUCAGUGUAGCGCCAGCUUCCACGCAUCUUGCGCCUUCGAGGCCGGCUACACCUUUGGCUUUGACGUCACUCCUGUCAAGGGCUCGAGGAAAGAUCAAGUCACGACUGCAACGCUUGGAUCAGAAACGGGAUCGUUGACGGCCGUCAUCAUUUGCAAGGAGCAUACGGCGAAGAGCUUUAUCCAUCCGAUAUCCGAGGUUCAAGAUGACACGGGCACGACUGCUCUGCAAGUGUUUGUUGAGAAUUACAAGCAAGCAGACCUGACUCUGACGGGAACUGUGCGGAAGGCGAACUUGGCACAGCUUACUAGGGACAAGAGCCAACUGUCGGCGCUCCCUGCUCAGAAUGGCCCUCCCCGACGCGAAUCUGGCGUGCACAGCAUCGCCGCGGCCGUCAAGCGUGGUGGGAGGACGUCAACAGUGAACGAGAUGAAAGCCGACGCCGAAGAUGGUGCCACCGAUGUUUCGAGCCUCGCAGAUAUCCCCGCGGGACGUCGGUGCAUCAAGUGCGAUGUUGAUGUUACACCAAAGUGGCACGCGAUUCCGAGGCAGCAUAUGCCUGAAGAAGAUGUGCAGCCAAAUGAGGCUGCGAGACCGAUACAGCGUAGCAAUUCCAUCACGAUGGGUGGAACCAGCGAUCCUGCAGCUCCGACCGUAUCUGCAGGACAUUUGGCCAAUGCUGAUGGCCUCCUGUCAGAGGGAUCGGCACACGGACCGCCUCACGCUACUCCGGGAUCUGCACCAGCAGCAACUGUGCCGCAGCCACAGUCUCAGCAGUACGGUGGGCAGYCAUCGAUGAACGGAGAAGGGCAGCGCAGCGAGGGUCAUGCCGUACCACCCAACUGGCCAGUCUCAUCCAGCGCACAGGACGGACAGGGUCAGUCGGCUGACGAUGGAUACCACAAACACGCUCUUCCUCAAUACCAAAACCCUGCCGCGGCGCCAUCGCCCGAGCCGGAACAGGCCAAGCCACAGCUUCCUCCCGACUACAUGUGUCAUAGAUGCUUUCAGAAAGCGCCUACGCCUCCUCCAGACGAGGGUACCGUAAAAGAAGGAUCGCCGUCGCGCAGCAUUACCUCUCAGUCGGUUGCGGGUGGUCAGUCGAAACCAGCGCCAAAAUCCAUCGAGGAGCAAUUCCUCAUUUGGGAUGUGCCUCCACGUGAGCCAACCCCACCUCCCAUGCCACAACCGCAGAUGAAUGGUCACGGUCCGCCUCUCAGUUAUGGGCAGCACACACAAACUCCAUAUGACCACAUGUACCAUGCGGGACCACCAGCACCACACUAUGGACAUCAGCCAAAUGGGYACAUGCCUGGCCCUCCUCAAGGACCUCCCAUGCACGAGCGACAUAACAGUUAUGGAUAUCCGCCUCAAGGAUCUCCUCCCAUUUAUGGUCAACAAGGUUCUCCUCCUAUGCCCGCAUAUGCUCCCCAGCGACACCCCCAGAUGAAUGGAUAUCCACAGCCGAACCAACCCAUGGCGAACGGCAUGCAGACUAUGCGUGGUCCUCAGGGACCACCAAYGCACUCUCCAAGCGGGUAUCAACAUCCGCCCCCGCAUCAUCCUCCACCGCACCUGCAGCGUAACGAUAGGCCUUAUUCUGGUGGACCUCAGCAGCUGUUCCAGUACUCGCCGCCUAUGCACGCCGGUGGUCAAGACAUUCCGCCACCGCUCCAGCAGCAGCAUCCGCAGCAGCAGCAGCAACAACCGCAGCAACAACCGCAACAGCAGCCACAACAGGCUCCAGCGCCGCAGCCGCCGCCGGCCACCGCCCAAAACAUCGAUCCCCAGCUUAUGGGUGCGGGACCGCCCCCGCCCGGUCCAGGUUGGGCCCACGACUCGCAGCAGCAGCAGCCGACUACACCUAGGGGUGGCCCAGUGAAUGGUGCUCCUCCCGGGCCCGGCGGGAAUGGUGCGAGCGCAAGCCCCAGCCUGGCAAAUCUGAUACACUAG
Ramularia collo-cygni is the source of this 5541-nucleotide messenger RNA. RefSeq lists its product as uncharacterized. The coding region runs from base 1 to 5541 and encodes 1846 amino acids. The record is from RefSeq and is a predicted model, not a curated record. Gene Ontology annotation, cellular component: Lid2 complex. Gene Ontology annotation, biological process: histone catabolic process. The transcript has 2 exons. NCBI's taxonomy places the organism in Eukaryota, Fungi, Ascomycota, Dothideomycetes, Mycosphaerellales, Mycosphaerellaceae. Gene Ontology annotation, molecular function: chromatin binding; ubiquitin-protein transferase activity.